Apiotrichum porosum is the source of this 840-nucleotide messenger RNA. RefSeq names its product FKBP12-associated protein. The record is from RefSeq and is a predicted model, not a curated record. The coding region runs from base 1 to 840 and encodes 279 amino acids. The transcript has a single exon. NCBI's taxonomy places the organism in Eukaryota, Fungi, Basidiomycota, Tremellomycetes, Trichosporonales, Trichosporonaceae. Gene Ontology annotation, molecular function: nucleic acid binding.
AUGGUCACUCAGCAGUGUGCGUGCGGCCACCUCCAGAGCCGCACGUCAUGUGGCGCAUCAUUCACCAACCCCUCGUCGCGUGAGACCGUUCAACUCAAGUGCAACUCAGAGUGCAUGGUGCGCCAGCGUAACGCUCGUCUUGCCGACGCGCUCGGCAUCAAGUCUCCCAUCGACCGCACGCUCACCGAGUGGUCACCGGACCUCAAGGCCUUUGCGCGCCAGAACCACAGCUUUGUCCUCACCGUCGAACAGACGUUCAAGGACUUCAUCCUCGGCGCACGCACUACCUUGAUUCUGCCUCACAUGCCGCCCGCCAAGCGCACCUUUGUGAUUGGCAUGGCGGACGUGUACCACCUUGGCCGCGAGCUCAUUGACGCCGAGCCCAACCGCUCCGUCCAGAUCCGCCGUCGCAUCGACACGCGUCUUCCCAACCCGCUUCUUUCGGCGGCUGCACCCGCACCCGUUGCCACGCGUCUUGGCGGUCUCGCCAACCUUCGUGCCAAUGCCUCGUCGCCUUCGACACCUCCUGUCGCGAGCAGCUGGAGCGCUGGUCGUCCUGCUGCUGGUUCGUCCACCACCGCUGCUACUGUGGCAACCCCACCGACGAGCUUGCCGACUAGCCGUGUGCCCUCCCCCGGUAUCGGUGCGCCGUCUGCGUCGGCUCCCGCGCCGACUCCUGUUCCAACCGCGCCGGUCGCAGCCCCGCUGGCGCCCGUGGUACCCACCCCCGUGCGCGCGACGGUCAUGCCGCACACCAACAUUCCCGUCCCUGUCGUCAACGUGUACAGUCUGUCUGUCGGUGACGAUGACGAUUGGGACCACAGCGGUGACGAGGCUUAG